Molecule: messenger RNA, 1137 nt
Organism: Verticillium alfalfae VaMs.102
Lineage: Eukaryota; Fungi; Ascomycota; Sordariomycetes; Glomerellales; Plectosphaerellaceae
Product: glutathione-independent formaldehyde dehydrogenase
Exons: 9
Coding region: 1-1137 (378 amino acids)
Molecular function (GO): zinc ion binding; oxidoreductase activity
Source: RefSeq, a predicted model, not a curated record
AUGACGACCAUGAAGGCUGUGAACUACCAAGGGCCGUUCGAGGUCAAGGUCCAAGAGGUUGAGAAGCCAAAGCUAGAGCAUCCCGAUGAUGUCAUCGUCAAAGUCACAACGGCAGCGAUCUGUGGUAGUGACUUGCAUAUGUACGAGGGCAGAACGGCUGCUGAGCCCGGUAUCACCUUUGGCCAUGAGAAUAUGGGGAUUGUUGAGGAGUUGGGAGAAGGCGUGACGCUUCUGAAAAAGGGUGAUCGCGUUGUAAUGCCGUUCAAUGUCGCUGACGGCCGCUGCCGAAACUGCGAGGAAGGGCGCACUGCUUUCUGCACUGGUGUCAACCCUGGGUUCGCAGGAGGGGCAUAUGGCUACGUGUCUAUGGGGCCUUACCGCGGUGGGCAAGCACAAUAUAUCCGAGUACCCUAUGCCGACUUCAAUGCCUUGAAGCUACCGGCAGGCAAGGAGAACGAGUCAGACUUUAUUCUGCUUGCAGGAUGGCAUGGUGUCGAACUAUCCGGUUUCAAGCCCGGCGAAAGCAUUGCAGUUUUCGGCGCUGGCCCCGUCGGGCUAAUGGCGGCUUACUCUGCCGUACUACGUGGUGCCUCACGCGUCUAUGUUGUCGAUCGUGUUCCUGAGCGCCUGAAGGCAGCGGAAAAGAUCGGAUGCGUGCCCAUUGACUUUAGCUCCAGUGACCCAGUGGAUCAGAUCAUCAAGGCGAACGAUGGUAUGGUCGAUCGGUCCGUGGACGCUGUUGGCUACCAAGCGGUUGAUAAAGGCGGCUCGAAGGAGCAGCCGAAUAUCGUUCUUGAGAGCAUGAUUCGCGUCACCAGGGCUUGCGGUGGGAUGGGAAUCCCCGGCCUUUACGUGCCCAGUGAUCCUGGCGCGCCUGAUGAUGCAUCGGGCAAGGGUAUGAUCAGCCUCAGCUUCGGAAAGCUGUUUGAGAAGGGCCUGAGUCUUUCCACCGGGCAAUGCAACGUCAAACAUUAUAACCGCUAUCUUAGAGAUCUCAUUGUUGCAGGCAAGGCGAAGCCGAGCUUCGUUGUCUCUCAUGAGAUUGGUAUCGAUGACGUUGAAGUUGCCUAUCAGAAGUUCGACAAGAGAAUCGAUGGUUACACGAAGGUUCUCAUCCAUCCGAACGGGGGUUUCUGA